Molecule: messenger RNA, 652 nt
Organism: Cyphomyrmex costatus
Lineage: Eukaryota; Metazoa; Arthropoda; Insecta; Hymenoptera; Formicidae
Gene: OSCP1
Product: Organic solute carrier partner 1
Exons: 2
Coding region: 189-644 (151 amino acids)
Biological process (GO): transport
Cellular component (GO): plasma membrane; cytoplasm
Source: RefSeq, a predicted model, not a curated record
UAUUAGAAGAAGGAUCUAUACGUAAAUAUUUUGCGCAGUCUCGGUACCGAUCGCAACAGUUAGAAGUAUUAUGUACACUUAUGUCGUCAAGACGACGCAUCGACUUAUUCGCUUAAUAAGGUGUACGUGUACUUGUUCGAUACAUGUAUCGCUGACAAUAUUUAUCGGACAAGAUCACUUCUACAAAAAUGUCUUUGCAUUCAACACCUAUCCUGUAUUUAAAUAUGGGCGGCGAGAUGUUGUACGUUUUGCGACAGAGGCUAAAGGCGCAAAAGAUCGAUGUUGACAAGACAGUACAAGUAUUAGAUGACGUAAUAGCAACUUUGCUCAAUCCUAAAAUACUAUCGCCGAUUUUCGAAGAAUCGCCGCCGAUCGAAAUAUCACAGUUACGCACCACUUUGGAAAGUGUCGCUCUUUCAUCUAUAAUGAAACUAGACAGGAGUAGCAUGGACAAAUUAUUCGAUCUAAUGAUCAUGAUGGUAAAGUAUCAAUUGAAAGUGGCUACUGGACCGAGAGAAGUCAUCCUCAUUACUCUGAAUCACAUGGAUGCGAUGCGUGACAUGGUCAACGACGUAAAUGCGCAAAAGUGCGUCAGCAUGGUGCAUCAGAUGGUUGUUAACGUGAGUAUAAUUCAAUAUAAUUAAUUUAAUAU